AUGUCACUUCAUCCCAGAGAAUGCACACUGAUCAAAGAAGAGGGUGAAAACUAUGGAUUCUGCCUACGCAUUGAGAGAUUCAAAACAGGGCAUCUAAUUCGAAAUGUAGAAAAGGAUAGUCCAGCCGAGAAGGCAGGACUAAAAGAUGGAGAUAGAAUCCUGAAGAUUAAUGGAGUGUUUAUAGAUAAGGAAGAUCAUGGAAAGGUGGCUGAUUUAAUUAGAAAAAGUGCAAUUCCUAUAUUAUUCCUUGUUUUGGAUGACCAUUCUUAUGAAAGUGCAUUAAAAGAAGGAAUCAGUCUUGAAGAGUUGGCUAAAAAGUCACCAAACCAAGAACAGACAGAAGAACCCCAACUUGUGCAACCUGGAGAAUCAGGUUCAGCUCCACAACCCCGUCUCUGUUAUCUGACUAAGGAAAAAAAUAGCUAUGGUUUCUCUUUGAAGUCUUCUGCAGGACAGAAAAGUUUAUUCAUUGUAGAUUUGACUCCACUGGGUGCAGCUGUAAAAGCUGGAGUGCAGCCAAAUGAUCGCCUUAUAGAAAUCAACGGGGAGAAUGUGGAAAACAAUACACAUGAAGAAGUAGUUGAGAAGAUUAAGAAGUCUGGGAAUCGGGUUGUGUUUCUACUGUCAGAUGAAGAAACUGACCAGUAUUACUACAGACAGAAUAUGCAGCUGAUAAGGGGAAAGGCCAAUCUGAAAUUAUUACCACACAAGCCCCGAAAUCUUGAGCUCAAGAAAGGGAAUAAUGGUUAUGGAUUUUACCUGAGAAUGGAGGAAAAUGGCAAAGGUCACUUGAUUAAGGACAUCGAUUCAGACAGCCCUGCAGCUAAAGCAGGUCUCAGGGACAAUGAUAUCUUGGUUGCCGUAAAUGGAGAGCCAAUUGAAGCACUGGACCAUGAAGCUGUGGUAGAGAAAAUCAGACAAUCUGGUGAAAAAACAACCUUACUAGUGGUGGAUGAAGAGACUGAUACCAUGUAUAAAAUGGCUAAAAUAUCUCCUUGUCUCUACUACCAUACAAGACUCGAGCCACAUCUGAGCACUACAGAGAAAGUCAUGCAUGCUGAGGAAGAAAAUCACAAGCCAAGACUCUGUAAACUCAUAAAAAGUACCACCGGAUUCGGCUUUCGAUUGAAUGCCAUUGACAAUAUACCUGGAGUGUUCAUCAAAGAGGUAAAGGAGGAUGGGCCUGCCAACAUAGCUGGGCUACAAGAUGAUGACAUUGUGAUAGAAGUGAAUGGUACCAAUGUAGAGAAUGAAGAGUAUGAAGAUGUAGUAGCAAGAAUCCAAGACAGUGGUAACAGCCUGACACUAUUGGUGUGCGAAGAAAAGGCUUAUCAGCACUUCUGCUCCCAGAAUAAGGCUGUAACAGCCUCAAUGGCUGACCCAUUAAAUGACGACCCUGGUGAGCCUCCUGCUUAUGCAGAGAUACAAGCAACAGAGCCAAAAAAUACACUGGCAGAACCACGAGAAAGGGUGAGUUUCCUCGAAUUAACUUCAGAAAAAUCUCACAAGAAUCUGUGGCAUCUGGUUAUCAAACCAAUAUGAUACGCUGCAAAUGAUUGAAUGAUCUACGCUAAAGAAUUGGCUUAGAGCUAGGCUGAACCUUUGCUCAAGCUGUGCUUAAAUCACAGAACAGAUAAACAUUUGUAAUUAACCAGUUAGAUGAGUUGGUUUUUAAAUGAUUUUUAUUGCAAAAUUUUAAGCAUUCAUAAUCAGACCAUCAAUUCAUCUCACAGCUCAAUCUAUAAAUCUAUAAAGUUUAUGAUAUACUGUAAUUGAUUCCUCUUAAUGGUGAUAUAAAUCUAUUUGCAGUCUUUCUAAAAGUUAUUGCUUUCUUUCAUUAGGCCAGCUCAUCCUCCUCUGAAGAUGACACUGCAAUGUGAAGAUAGCAGAGUCCCAAGUCCUUUUCCAUAUUGAACCUGAAAGGGGCUGCUAUUCUGAAUU
Messenger RNA from Ahaetulla prasina, 1941 nucleotides. It is a transcript of the gene PDZK1, whose product is annotated as PDZ domain containing 1. The record is from RefSeq and is a predicted model, not a curated record. The coding region runs from base 1 to 1542 and encodes 513 amino acids. Gene Ontology annotation, molecular function: signaling receptor binding; protein-membrane adaptor activity. Gene Ontology annotation, cellular component: apical plasma membrane. The transcript has 7 exons. NCBI's taxonomy places the organism in Eukaryota, Metazoa, Chordata, Lepidosauria, Squamata, Colubridae. Gene Ontology annotation, biological process: protein localization to plasma membrane.